AUGUCUGAGCAAUACAAGGGUCAAGAUCUCCUCGACAUCGCCGCCAAAGCAGAACAAGACCUCGCAAACCCAAAGCUGAAGCAUGGAGCACAAGACGGCGGGUUCGGUGGCAAGACCGUCCCCGGAGGUAGUGUCAGCACCGUUGAAUCUGGUAUCGACCAGUCAGUAACAAAUAAAUUCCCCGGGAGCACGGCCGAGUACGGCAGCAAAGUGUCCGGCGCAGGCAACAACCGCGAGAUCCCCCCGGAAGAAGGUGGUGGCAUUCAGAAGGGAACAGGGAGGCCGACAAAGGCAGGAGACUUCGAUCAAGGCGAGGCUGGCGAAGGUCCUGAAGACAUCUCCGCCAAGUAUGCCGCAGAAAACCCCGGGAAUGACGAUGUGAGGUCGAACAUCCGCUGA
Molecule: messenger RNA, 399 nt
Organism: Capronia coronata CBS 617.96
Lineage: Eukaryota; Fungi; Ascomycota; Eurotiomycetes; Chaetothyriales; Herpotrichiellaceae
Exons: 2
Coding region: 1-399 (132 amino acids)
Source: RefSeq, a predicted model, not a curated record